Molecule: messenger RNA, 2987 nt
Organism: Cyprinodon variegatus (sheepshead minnow)
Lineage: Eukaryota; Metazoa; Chordata; Actinopteri; Cyprinodontiformes; Cyprinodontidae
Gene: bbs7
Product: Bardet-Biedl syndrome 7
Exons: 19
Coding region: 609-2750 (713 amino acids)
Biological process (GO): non-motile cilium assembly; intracellular protein localization; intracellular transport
Cellular component (GO): BBSome; axoneme; membrane
Source: RefSeq, a predicted model, not a curated record
UGUUCUUUUGCCUCAGCUGGUAUAGCACAGCCGAAUUUUUCGACCCCCUAACGACAGAGCCGUGGGCAUAGUAUUGUAUUUUAUUGUCUUACCAAUUUUAUAUUUUCUCUGCGGCUUUGAUUCAGGCUCUGUCUGCAAACGAAAAAAGCGAGCAAACGGCAAGAAGAAAAUGCGAACUACCUUUCCGAUUCAUUUUCAAGUAACAUCUCUCUAAAGCGAAUCUUUAGCGAAUGGCACAUGGACAAAGCAUAUCGUUGUCAAUUUCUCUUCAAUAUUAACCUUAAAUAGGGCUUUAACUCUUUUAUCGGACAAAAAUGAUUAGUUUUGCUUAGUGUUGCUCUUUCGCUGGCCUUAGGGCUUAUAUAUGCUCAAUGAUUGAGACAGCUGGCAGCUAAUCGUGUUAGUCAAUUAGCUUGCUAGCUAACGUUAGCACGUCGAGGUAAUCCUUUUGCUUAAAGUAAUCCCAACCUUGAAGAAUUCGUCGUUCUUUUUUUUACUUACAAAGAAGAACACACUAUUCUUAAAAAAAAACAAAAAACAUACGUCAUCUGAUUUAUAUUAAUAGCUGGAAUCUUAUCUAAAAUACUUGCUUGAGAUAUUAAAAGAAGAUGGAGCUCAACCUACAUAGAGUUGAUUAUACUCAGGUUGGUGUGACAUCACAGAAAACAAUGAGGUUACUUCCAGCUUUGGGGAAAAAAGCAACCCAAAAGGUUGCCAUAGCUGAUCAUGAUGGUGUUAUUACAUGUUUUGGGAUGAAAAGGGGGGAAGCUGUGCCCGUCUUUAAAUCACUCCCUGGACCAAAAAUAUCCAGAAUGGACCUUGGAGGUGCAGUGGGAACUCCACAGGAGAAGAUCUUUGUCUGCUCUGGUUCACAGGUUCGAGGAUUCACUAAGAAAGGCAAACAGUUCCUCACCUUUGAUGCAAACCUCACAGAGAAUAUUAACGCCAUGAAUGUCUCAGGAGCGGACCUUUUCGUAUGUGCAAGUUACAUCUACAACCACUACUGUGACUGCAAGGACCAAGACUAUUUCCUUUGUGGAGACAAAAUUAAUGACAUCACAUGUUUAUCCUCUGAAAAACUUCCUCACCUCCUUCCUGUGUUGGCUUGCCAAGAUCGAGUUCUCAGAGUCUUACAGGGAUCUGAACUGGCUUAUGAUGUUGAAGUUCCCGGCCCUCCAUCUGUUCUGGAACUUUAUAAUAAAAAUGGAGGGGAGGAAGUCCUAUAUGGAACCACAGAUGGAAAAAUAGGCCUGGUUCAGAUCACAGACUGUGCUGCUGCAACCAAAUGGGAAAUUGAAAAUGAAAAAAAGAAAGGAGGAAUUCUUUGCAUUGAUAACUACGACAUCGUUGGAGAUGGAGUGAAUGAUAUUCUGGUUGGCAGGGAUGAUGGGACAGUGGAAGUGUACGGUUUUGACAGCUCCAAUGAGCCAAUGCUACGCUUUGAACAUGUAUUAACAGAGAGCGUAACCUCCAUCCAAGGUGGCUGUGUGGGGAAGGAGUCUUAUGAUGAGGUCUUAACCGCCACCUAUACAGGAUGGGUGACUGGGCUAACCACUGAGCCCCAGAGGGCUGAUGCUGCAGCAGGAGACGAGGUCAGGAUGAGCAAAGAGACUCAGUCUAAAAUAGAAGCACUCAGGGCAGAGCUCGAGCAACUGCAGAUUAAAGUCCUUCAGGGUCGUGAGAAUUACCAACAGACCAGUCAGUCCAGCACGGCCGUCUCUGCCGUGCCCAUCUUCAACAUUAAUGACAAGUUCACCCUCUGCGAGGAUGACGCCAGCUACAGUCUCACUCUGGAAGUGCAGACGGCCAUUGACAACCUGCUCCUGCAGAGCGAUGUCCCCAUAGACCUGUUGGAUGUAGAUAAAAACUCAGCUGUUGUCAGUUUCAGCGAAUGCGACUCAGAGCAACCUAAUGGAAACUUCCUUCUGGCCACAUACAGAUGUCAGGCCAACACAACCAGACUUGAACUUAAGGUGAGAUCCAUUGAGGGACAGUAUGGAACCUUGCAGGCUUAUAUUACACCCAGGCUGCAGCCUAAGACCUGCCAGGUUCGGCAGUAUCAGAUCAAGCCGCUUUCCCUCCACCAGCGGACACACAGCAUAGACCCAGACAGGCCAAUGAACCAGCUCAGUUUGGUUGGGCAGUUCAGUUUUGCAGAGAUUCACUCCUGGGUGGUUUUCUGUUUGCCAGAGGUGCCUGAAAAAACGCCUGCUGGGGAGAGCGUUACGUUCUACUUCCAGAACACUUUCCUCGGCACACAGCUGGAAGCGGCUUACUGCAAAGGGGAGGGUCGCUUUAAGUCGGACAACAUUUCUACCAUCUCUAUACUCAGAGAUGUCCUCUCUAAAGAGGCAACCAAAAAGAAAAUUAAUCUAAAUAUUUCAUACGAUAUAAAUGAAGAUUCUGUUGGCCACACUCUUCGGAUGAUCCAUCCAAAGCUGGAGUACCAGUUACUGCUGGCUAAGAAAGUUCAGCUUAUUGAUGCUCUCAAAGAACUCCAGGUCCAUGAGGGGAAUGCUGAUUUCCUGAUCCCAGAGUAUCGCAGCAUCUUGGACGAGUCUGCCGAUCUUCUGGAGGAGUACAAGAAGCAGCCAGCACAUCUUGAAAGGCUCUAUGGAAUGAUCACUGAUCUUUUUAUCGACAAUUUCAAGUUCAAGGGGCAGAAUGUGAAAACAAAGGUGUCAUCAUUGCUGGAGAUUCUUGAUAAUUAUGAUUUGGAUUCCCUGUUGGACUUUUUCAGUGAGCCGUGAAGCCAAACUGAACUUUUUAUUUUCUAGCUGCUUUGUUAAACAAAACUAAUGUUGAAAUAGGUAUUUUAUUGUACUCAGAAAGUACUUAUGUUAAUAGAAUAUUGACGUUGUAGGAUUAUAAAAUGUUAAUUCAUAUUUUGGUAUGGCUUGUAAAACUAGUAUAUCCUGAUCAAUUAUAAAAUAUUAAAGGAUAUGUUUGAUGUUGAUGUAACAUGUUCAACAAUUCAAAAGAAAAAG